AUGACUGCUCUCUCAAGAGUCAAAAGCGCUGUCUCUCCUGCAAUGCAUCCCGAGUUUGCCCCCGUCGCUUUCAUCGCGGCCUUCCUGCUUGCCAUACCUCUGAUAUGGCAUUGGAAAUCCGGAAAUAUUGGUAUCCUUUCCAUUAUCGGAUGGCUCUUCGUUACGGACAUGAUCUACGCCGUAGAUGCUGAGAGAAUGUCACAUCACCUGGACGCGAUCGAAGAUUACAAGAAGUGCAUUUCCUGGUGUAGAACCCACAUUCUUAGGCACAAUUCGUGA
Messenger RNA from Laccaria bicolor S238N-H82, 279 nucleotides. RefSeq names its product STE3-like pheromone receptor (gene Lbrcb8). The record is from RefSeq and is a predicted model, not a curated record. The coding region runs from base 1 to 279 and encodes 92 amino acids. NCBI's taxonomy places the organism in Eukaryota, Fungi, Basidiomycota, Agaricomycetes, Agaricales, Hydnangiaceae. Gene Ontology annotation, molecular function: mating-type factor pheromone receptor activity. The transcript has 2 exons. Gene Ontology annotation, cellular component: membrane. Gene Ontology annotation, biological process: G protein-coupled receptor signaling pathway.